UGGCCAUCAAUCCCCAACUCAAACAGCCGAGCCGCAAAGCCACCCGGGUUUUCAGCAGCUCCUCCACCCCGAUCGUUCUCCUCUCCGUCGCCGGCCUGCUAGGGACAGGGAAAAAAAAUUCCCCCGUCGCGCCCGCUCAUUACGACGGCGCCAGCCGAGCAGAAGCCGCCGCCACGAUGUCGCCCGCCACCGGCGCCGUCGCAUCCGCCGCGCCGGGAGAGGAAUCUCCCGCCGGGACGGUGCUCCUCGGCAGGUACGAGCUCGGCGGCCUCCUCGGCCGCGGCGCGUCCGCCAAGGUGUACCUCGCAAGGGACCUCCUCACCGGCGAGUCCGUCGCCAUCAAGUCCUUCCCCAACCCCCGCGCCUCCGGCGGGGCCGAGGAGGGACGCCGGCCCGCGGCCAUUGAGCGGGAGGCGGCCAUCCUCCGCCGCCUGCGCCACCGCCACGUGGUGCGCCUCCACGAGAUCCUAGCCACGCGCAAGAAGGUCCACUUCGUCCUCGACCUCGCCGCCGGCGGCGAGCUCUUCUCGCUCGUCGACGCCUCCGGCCGCAUGACGGAGGACCUCGCGAGGCACUACUUCCGGCAGCUCAUCUCCGCCGUGCGCUACUGCCACGCGCGCGGCGUGUUCCACCGCGACAUCAAGCCGGAGAACCUGCUCCUCGACGAGGCCGGCGCGCUCAAGGUCGCCGACUUCGGGCUCGGCGCCGUGGCCGACGGCGGCAACCUCCGCCACACGCUCUGCGGCACCCCGGCGUACGUGGCUCCCGAGAUCCUGUCGAGGAAAGGGUACGACCCGGCGAAGGUGGACAUCUGGUCCUGCGGCGUGGUGCUGUUCGUGCUCGCCGCCGGGUACCUCCCCUUCAACGACGCCAGCCUCGUGAACAUGUACCGCAAGAUCUACGCGGGCAAGUUCCGGUGCCCGAGCUGGUUCUCGCCGGCGCUGCGCGACCUUCUCCGCCGCGUGCUGCACCCCAACCCGGACGCUCGCAUUGACGCGGACGGCAUCGUGGCCCACCCCUGGUUCUGCGACGGCGCCAGCGACGAGGAGCUGGCGCGCCUCAUGGUAGGCGGGCACGAGGAGGCCUGGUUCAAGCCCGAGUUCAAGGAGGACAUGGCGAGGGAGAUGACGGCGUUCGACAUCCUGAGCUUCUCGCCUGGGUCCGACCUGUCCGCGCUGUUCGGCGCCGGGCCGGGCAAGGAGCGGGUGUUCGUGAGCGAGCCCGCCGCCGACGUGCUGAGCCGCGUAGAGGCGGCCGGGCGGAAGGAAGGGUACCGCGUGAGGAGGGAAGGGAAGCGGGGCACCGGGCCGGUCUACCUCGAGGAGGAGAGCGGCGGCAUCGUGGCGAAAGUGAGCGUCUUCAAGCUCGCUGACGCGGUGUGCGUGGUGGAGGUGGUGAAGGGCGACGGCGCGGAGGCCGCGCUGUUCUGGACCGAGCGGCUGCAGCCGGCCGUGAAGCCCCCGGUGCUGAGCUGAGCCUGAGCAGCGCCGCCGAGGGUGAAGCCGGGUUCCUGCUCCUGGUGCCGGCCGGGAACGGGAUUCGUUCGUGACGUCUACAAACUUUGUUGUGAAAAAUUCUUUUGGUUCUUCGGUGUGUGUUGGUAUUGUACGUAUGGUGCCUGUCACGCUCGGUGAUUAGAGCACUAAGCGAGAUUUGGUGCCCCGUCCGCGAAAUCAUGUGUAAAAUACUACCAAGGCAGCAACAAUGAAUCCUUGCGAUGUUGAGACGAGCAACCAGUCUUUUGCCAGGCUCAGCGGAUGCUUCUAAUUGA
This is a messenger RNA of Setaria italica (foxtail millet), 1771 nucleotides long. Its product is annotated as CBL-interacting protein kinase 29. Gene Ontology annotation, molecular function: protein kinase activity; ATP binding. The transcript has a single exon. NCBI's taxonomy places the organism in Eukaryota, Viridiplantae, Streptophyta, Magnoliopsida, Poales, Poaceae. Gene Ontology annotation, biological process: signal transduction; protein phosphorylation. The record is from RefSeq and is a predicted model, not a curated record. Bases 177 to 1475 code for a protein of 432 amino acids.